Molecule: messenger RNA, 3197 nt
Organism: Anneissia japonica
Lineage: Eukaryota; Metazoa; Echinodermata; Crinoidea; Comatulida; Comatulidae
Product: ran-binding protein 9-like
Exons: 11
Coding region: 31-1929 (632 amino acids)
Biological process (GO): cytoskeleton organization; cell surface receptor signaling pathway
Cellular component (GO): cytoplasm
Molecular function (GO): protein binding
Source: RefSeq, a predicted model, not a curated record
GUUUUCCUAUACAUUAGUAUAGAAUUUAUCAUGGCGGCUGACGGAGCAAGUAGUACGAGUUCAGAAGCUGGAAAUAAUCCUAUAUCUGGUUGUUCUAUAGAUCGAAUAAAACGUCUAUAUCCAGCAGUAAAUGAGGAUGAAACUCCUUUGCCACAUUCAUGGAGUUGUAAUGACAAAUCUAGCUUUAUAGGCUUGUCGCAAGGCAAUCUCCGUGUGCACUACAAAGGGAAAGGUAAACCUCACAAGGAGGCUGCAGCAGUAAAGGCAACGCACGUUAUACCAGCCUCAUGCGGUAUUUACUAUUUUGAAGUCAAAAUUAUUAGCAAAGGUCGUGAUGGUUACAUGGGAAUUGGACUGUCUGUAAAAGAUGCUAGCCUAAGCAAACUUCCAGGUACAGACAAGUACUCAUAUGGUUACCAUGGUGACAGCGGUCGGAUCCUCAACUCAAAUGCUGGUGCUGGACAUUUAUAUGGUCCUACGUUUACAACGGGUGACGUGAUUGGAUGCGGCAUCAACCUUAUUGAUAAUACCUGCUUUUACACAAAAAAUGGAGUAGAUCUCGGUGUUGCAUUCACAAAUUUACCUAGUAAAUUGUACCCUACAGUAGGGUUACAUACACCUGGUGAGAUUGUGGUCACAAAUUUCGGUCAGAGCCCUUUUAUGUUCAAUAUAGAAGAUAUGAUGGAGGAAAUGCGGUUGAAAACCAAAGCAUCUAUAGAACGUUUUUCAGUUGACAACGGAAAAGGUGAAUGGCAAAACACACUCAAUCAACUAGUCUCUACCUACCUUGUCCAUCACGGGUACUGUUCCACAGCAGAAGCAUUUGGAAGAAGCACAGGUCAAAAGUUCGAUGAAGAAAUUGCAUCAAUAAAGAAUCGACAAAAAAUCCAACGGCUUGUACUAGCUGGUAGAAUGGGCGAGGCAAUAGAUGAAACAAAUAGGCUCUAUCCAGGACUUUUAGAAGAAAACCCAGACUUAAUGUUUAUGCUGAAAUGUAGACAAUUUGUUGAAAUGGUAAAUGGUUCAGAUAGUGAGAUACGUAAUCUACGCCAUCCUCGGUCAAGGCCCACAAGCAGGCAGUCGAGCCCCGCCAUGAGUCCACACCGAAACAGUAUAUCGUCUCCACAUAGAUCAUCUCAUUCUUCGUAUAUGGACCACACAUCCUCCUCGCACAGUACUAGUCAUAUUAGUACCUCUACAAGCACCAACACAACCACCAGUGUUAAGAGUACAAAACUCAUCUCGGCAACUACAAAGAAGGAGGUAACAGAGAUAUCUAAGUCACCUCCACCCUCCUCAGAUCUGAAUGCAAUAAAUUCUUCAAAUUCACAUGUGAUAAAUGGCUCAGGGUGCAGAAUAAUUAGCGACGAAGUGGACGUUGAUAUGGAUGUAGAUUCUAACGAACAUGUUGGCAAUGGUAAAAGCUUUAGUAAUGGUGUAACAUCAGGAGUAAGCAAUGGAACAUCUUCAACGUCGUCAGUACAGAAUGGUAGUCAUAUAAAUGAUGGCAUGGAUGUGGAAGAAAUGGAUUUGGAACAGCAGAUUCCUAGCAGGAAACGGCAACUGUGCGGCGGUGACGACGAAGCAAUAAACCACAUGUUGAACUUUGGCAGAGAUCUCCAACGCACCAGCGAACAACUAGAGCUAAAACACGGGGUAAACGAGGCAAAUAGAAAAACUUUAUUUGAUGCAUUUAGUCUGCUUGCGUAUGCUGAUCCAUGGAAUAGUCCCGUAGGCUUCCAACUUGAUCCACUCAGGCGUGAACCGGUAUCUGCUGCCCUCAAUAGUGCUAUAUUAGAGUCUCACAACAUGCCAAGACAGCCACCGUUGGAAUUAGCAAUAGGCCAAGCCGUGCAAACUGUUAAACUCAUGUCCAAAGUAGGACUUGGCUCUUGUGCCUUUACAAGUGUGGAAGAUUAUGUAUGCUAGUCAGCUACUAGAAGCCAUUCAUGCAAUCAACGGGAGGGGUAGGGAGGGUAAUUCACAUGGCUGACACUUUCAUUGAUAAGCCUAGGAAUUGGAGAUCACAUUUUGAAGGCCAAUAGAAUAGAUUGUUAGCCUGGAACAUCUAUUUCAAGGCCUAAAACAGUGAUUAUUCUGCCUGGGCAUAAUAAUCAUCUAUGCUCUAGGCCCGAAAAUUGAUAUUUGAAAGCCUAGCACAUUUAUUUUAAUGGCCGUUCGAUCCACUUCAAGGCCUAAAGCAUGGAUUAUUAGGCCUAGAAGAUCCGUUUUCAAGGGCUAUCAGGUGGAUUUGUAGGGCUUUGAUAUCAGGGUAUCCUCAAUGUAAUUAUCAGUGUUUUAAUAUAGUAGGUUGAUGAUAUUAGAUGCUAUAUAUGAUUAUUUGAUGGCAAGUGAAUGAGUAUUAAAGGGUUAACUUAACACAGGAUGUUGUGCUUCCCACUAAAUUCAAUCAAUAACACCCAAAAUCAUGCUACUCAUAAAAGACAAAAAAAAAUGCUGCUUGGAAAUAUUUUCUGUGUGGGUUUUUUUUUUUUUUUUUUCAAUGAUGUUACCAAUCUUUCAUUAUGUUUAUUCUUAAGGCAUUGAUGAUGUUCAGUGUAAAUUUCUGGAAAGAGGUUUGCUAUCUUUGAACUAAAAUAUGACAGAAUUGUUUACUGGUGCAUCACUGACGUUAUCAUUAGAUAAUUAAUUAAUAAUUAAUUGAAUUUGGUUAUGAUAUGAUUGUGGUUGUAAUUGACCUCAGUUGGUCAUGUACUUGAAGGUGACCUUUGACCAAUGAACUUUGCAUGUUUAAUUCUUUGUCCUUGCUAUCAGGUUUUAUGUGUCAUGCAUAUUUGUCAACAAAACCGAUAAUAUGUUGCUUUCAAUUUGCACAGUGAUGUGAAGCUAGAACAUCAGCAUAUCUAUGGGGUGCGCAGAUGGCGCAUACCCCAAAAAGAAUACUCUCACCCCCCCAAAAAACAUCACAGUCAAGUAGUUAAAAUUCCCCUUAUUUUGCAAAAUAGUGCCUCCUUAUCUAAUCGUUGAGGCCCCUUCACCCUCGCGCCCCACCAUCAUCCGCCAUUUCAAGACUCCUAGAUACGCUACUGGGCUAGAAUGGAUUCACUCAUACGUUACCAUCCAAAUUUGGCUAAAUUGCAUCCUAGAAUCCUUCUGACCACAAAAACAAGAAAUGACUAUGUGACAUCAUUACAUUCUUAUGUCCCACCAUCAUCGUGCAGUUGAAUGCUUCCAAA